This is a messenger RNA of Scomber scombrus (Atlantic mackerel), 3753 nucleotides long. RefSeq names its product small G protein signaling modulator 1b (gene sgsm1b). Gene Ontology annotation, biological process: activation of GTPase activity. The transcript is spliced from 24 exons. Lineage: Eukaryota; Metazoa; Chordata; Actinopteri; Scombriformes; Scombridae. Gene Ontology annotation, molecular function: GTPase activator activity. The record is from RefSeq and is a predicted model, not a curated record. The coding region runs from base 13 to 3753 and encodes 1246 amino acids.
GUGAAACAAAUCAUGGAGGAGGCAGUGACGAGGAAAUUUGUGCAUGCAGACAGCAGCCACAUCAUAUCCUUCUGUGCUGUAGUGGAAGCCUGUUUGCUUCAUGGACUGAAGCGUCGUAUUGCCGGCCUGCUGUGCAGUAACAAGGUUGCAGCACUCUUCAUGAAGGUGGCGAAAUCCUUUUCACCCGCCGAAGAACUCUGCCACAAGGUCCAGGAGUUGGAACAGCUCAUCGAAAACAGCAAGCAGAACAAUUCUUCACUGGUUAACGAUCGCAGUCGGCAAUCCAAGUUGGCCAACCUCCCUCCUCAGGCGCUGAAACACCUGUGGAUCCGAACUGCACUAAUGGAGAAGCUCUUGGACAAGAUUGUUCUGUAUUUGGUGGAGAAUUGCAGCACAUUCUAUGAGAAAGAAGCCAUGCUGCUGGAUCCUGUGGAUGGACCAAUCCUUGCAUCUCUAUUGGUUGGCCCUUGUGCUUUGGAGUACACCAAAGUUAAGACUGCAGACCAUUUCUGGACAGACCCAUCUGCUGAUGAGCUCGUACAGCGGCAUCGCAUCCACAGUGGCCACUGUCGGCAGGAUUCUCCCUCUAGACGACCCGCCCUGAUCCAGAAGAGACAGUCCAGCGGUAGCAUGGAUGAUCGCCCUCUCAUGUGGGUGAGGGACUAUGUUGAAUCACUCCAUCAAAACUCCAGAGCGACACUUCUGUUUGGAAAAAACAAUGUUCUAGUACAGCCGAGAGAUGACAUGGAGGCCAUCCCAGGCUACCUCUCUCUACAUCAAACUGCAGAUCUCAUGACACUGAAAUGGACGCCUAAUCAGCUGAUGAAUGGCAAUGUGGGGGAGCUCGAUUCUGAGAAAAGUGUUUAUUGGGAUUAUGCUAUGACAAUUCGUUUGGACGAGAUUGUGUAUCUCCACUGUCAUCAGCAAGUGAACAGUGGUGGGACAGUAGUUUUGGUGAGCCAGGACGGGAUCCAGAGACCUCCUUUACAUUUCCCCAAAGGAGGCCACCUGCUGCAGUUUCUCACCUGCCUGGAGACUGGUCUGCUACCUCAUGGACAGCUGGACCCACCACUCUGGAAUCAGAGGGGAAAGGGAAAGGUUUUCCCCAAAUUGCGAAAGAGGAGUCCACACAGCUCAUGUGAUUCUGUAUCAGAUAAAGAAGAUGAUGAAGCAACCGAUUAUGUGUUUCGGAUCCUCUUUCCAGGCAAUCAGAUGGAGCUCAUGGCUCUAGAGCUGAUGGACCAGGGCAUGACCAUGUGGCAACCGACCCCCAGAAAGUCCUCAUGCUCUUCCUGCUCACAGAAUGGCUCAUCUGAUGGCUCCCUUCCUAAUGGCUGCAAUCAAGAAAGGGCUCCAUUAAAGCUCCUUUGUGACACCAUGAAGUACCAGAUAAUCUCCCGUGCAUUCUACGGAUGGCUUGCAUACUGCCGUCAUCUGUCCACAGUCCGUAUCCACCUUUCUGCUCUGGUCAACACCACUAUUGUUGACCCUGAUGUGCCCUGUGAUUCUCGCGGGGGCCUCUCUGUGGAGGUCUGGGGCAAGUUCCUCAAGGACAGCUCUGCCUAUGAGGAACGUGAGAUACACAGGCUUGUGUAUUUUGGUGGUGUGGCUCCUUCACUACGCAAAGAGGUCUGGCCUUUCCUGUUGGGACACUACCAGUUCAACAUGACUGAGAAAUCCAGGCUGGAGAUCGAUGAACAGAUGCGCACCAUGUAUGAGCAGACUAUGAAGGAGUGGCGGGGUUGUGAGGCCAUUGUCCGUCAGAGGGAGAGAGAGAAACAUGCUGAGGCCAUCGCCAGAUGUUCAUCCGGAGCCAGUGUGGAAAGAGGACCAGUGCAGCGGGACUCCACCAUCAGUACAGAUUCGUCUAUAAGUAGCAGUUCAGAUCAUCACAAUACCAACUCUCAAAGUGAUUCCAGCAGUAGCACUCAGGUGUUUGCAUCGGUUGAGGCGAUGGAUCAGACUGAGGCUGAGCCCAGGACUGAGGAAGAGGAAAUACAGCACAGUAGUCCAGUGAAGGAAAUCCAAAAAGGCACCACAGACUCUCCACAACUUCCCCCCUCCAACCCCUCCUCCCCGGAUCUGUCAAAUCUACCUACAGGUUCAGACAGCAGCCCUCUUCCAGGGGAGGAGGAAGCACUUGACUCAGUAGCAGAGGACAAAGCUUCAGAGACAGAGAGGAUGGAGACAAUCUCAGAAAGUGAUGCGGUUGAGGACUCUGGAAUCAGUAAGUCACAAGAGGUAUCUAAGGCAGAGGAAAGACCUGAAGUAGUACAAAAGAAUACAACAACAAAUGAGCAAUCUGAAGUUUCAAAAGCAGUAGACGCAAAUAUGAAUUUGAGAUCCGCUCCAGGGAACACUAAUGUUCUUAAGCUAGAAACAGAGAUUCAUAAUGAGUAUUUCCAAGCACCUCCACUCGGGCAGACCUUGACUUUUCAAGCACAAAAGAGCAAAGAUCAGCAAAUGGACUCAUUCUGUCUGCUCACAGAAGAAAAAUACACUAUUCCACCCAUUGAGAAAAAGCCAGAGACUUCUGAGAAAACAGAAACAACAUCUGUAAGAAUCCUGUCAGAAAUAGUCAAGGUCUGUACCACAGGGUCAGAAAGAAAGGAUGCUGAAGUAACAGUUUCUGAUUUGGCUGGAACCAAAAAAGACAAAGCUGCAGAAAUUCCAUUUGAGAAACCUGGUUCAAAUUCACCCGUCAGACAAGUACUGAAUGCUCUUCAGUCAGCGUCGAGAGGGAGCCUUUCAUUAUCGACCCACUCUAGGCAGUCUCCAGACACAGCAGACUCCGAUGACUCUCCUUCUGCCUUAGAAAUGGAGGACAUUCCUGCAGGGAUAACAUGUUUGGCCGGUCUUGCCGCUCCCCCUGUCUUGCUGGCUCAGAGAGAGAAAAGGGGAUCUGAAGACCUUGUCCUAGAUCACCAUCUGGACACAGCUUGUAACACCAGUCCUGAGGGCACAGACCUGGGCCUUUCUGAAGAGGAGCCAGAGAUGGAGAAUGUGCUCACUGCACCAGAAUCUGCAGAGGAUGGAGGAGACUCCAAACAUGAAGAAUCCUCAGAUGAACAAACUUAUUCUCAAGAAACAUUGGACAUGUACUUGAUCAACUUACAUCGUAUUGACAAAGACGUCCGGCGUUGUGACAGAACAUAUUGGUACUUCACUUCUGAGAACCUGGAGAAGCUACGUAACAUCAUGUGCAGUUAUGUGUGGCAACAUCUGGAUACGGGUUACGUCCAGGGUAUGUGUGAUCUGCUCGCUCCCCUUCUGGUUAUCCUAGAUGAUGAGGUCAUGGCAUUUAGCUGCUUCACUGAACUGAUGAAGAGAAUGAACCAGAAUUUUCCUCACGGACGUGCCAUGGACUCUCACUUUGCCAAUAUGCGCUCUCUUAUCCAGAUCCUGGACUCUGAGCUAUUUGAACUAAUGCAGCAGAAUGGAGACUAUACCCACUUCUACUUCUGCUAUCGUUGGUUCCUACUGGACUUCAAAAGAGAAAUGGUGUAUGAUGAUGUGUUCUCCGUUUGGGAAACUAUCUGGGCGGCCAUGUAUACAUCCUCUGAGCAUUUUGUGCUCUUCAUCGCGCUGGCACUUGUGGAGAUGUACAGGGACAUCAUCCUAGAAAAUAACAUGGACUUCACAGACAUCAUCAAGUUCUUCAAUGAAAUGGCAGAGCGGCACAACGUCCCGCAGGUCCUGAUGAUGGCUCGAGACUUGGUCCAGAAAGUUCAGACACUCAUAGAAAACAAGUGA